UGCGUGUCUCCUUCUCUGGUAGUUGUCUGUUGUGAUGAAGUCCGCCAUUGAAACCAAGCUUUCACCAACUCCGGCUGCAAGCUUGACUAUUAGUGGGGUGAACUCUUGACGAAAAACCCUAGAGCAGAGCUUCUCGAUCCCAAACUCCGGCUGCCAACCCCACCGCCGGCCGCCGCCGCCGCCACCACCACUAUUUCCGAUGGGCACGCUGGCGUUCCCGAAUCUCGGAAGCCAUUGCUGCGUCGAUGACUGCAGCCUUAAUGAUUUCCUCCCUUUCAACUGCGAUCGAUGCAAUCAGGUAUUCUGUCUGCAACACAAAAGCUACACAAAACAUGUAUGUCCGGUCAUCAAUCAGAUCGAUGUCACCGUCCUCAUAUGUCCCCUCUGCGCGCAAUGGGUUCGUCUUCUUCCCAACGAAGACCCAAACAUGACCUGGGACAUUCACGUAAACUGUGAUUGCGACCCAUCAAAUUACCAGCCCACAACAAAGAAGAAACUCUGUCCCGUCCCUGGCUGCAAUGAAUCCCUGGUUUUCUCCAACACAAUUCGAUGCAAAGACUGCACGCUGGAACACUGUCUCCGCCAUAAAUUUGCUCUUCACCACAACUGUUCCGGGCCAAAGAAACCCGAAACUCGCUUCCCCUUCAUCGGCGUUCUGAGGAGAAGCCUCCAACGCGAGUUCCCGCCGAUUAAAUCUUCAAACGGCUCCUUGAAAUGGGCUUUCAGUUUGAAAAACUCGGCGCGGAGUUUACGGGAUUCAGCUGAAGCAGGGAUGCAGAAGCUGAGCGCUGCCACGAAUCAAGCUCUGAAAAAGGCGAAAUGUGGAAUGAUGCUGAGUUUUGGUGCUGGUGGGGAGGUUAUGGAACAGUGCCUUCAAUGUCAGGCGAGUUUUUCUGAUGUUAAUGAUUUGAUAAAUCAUGUGGAGAAGUUGCAUGAAAAUGGUGUGCAGGGAGGUUGUGAUUUAGUGACAGUUGAUGUUUGUCCUCUGUGCGACAAAACAUUUAGGGAUCCUGUGUUGCUGGUUGAUCAUGUUGAGAACCAUGUGAAGUCUGCAAGCUGAGCUAUGUUGGUGCGGCCAUCUGAGAUUUGAACCAGCUCAAGGCUUUAGCAGAGCUGAUUAUUUUAGUUUCUGUAAAAUGCCAUUAUUAUAAUUUUUAUUAUUAUUUUUUUUUUGCAUCAGAGUGUUUUCUGCAAAAGGGUGUAGUUUUGUUUUCCAUCCCCA
This is a messenger RNA of Phalaenopsis equestris, 1222 nucleotides long. RefSeq names its product zinc finger AN1 and C2H2 domain-containing stress-associated protein 16-like. The record is from RefSeq and is a predicted model, not a curated record. Gene Ontology annotation, cellular component: cytoplasm. Gene Ontology annotation, molecular function: zinc ion binding. Bases 200 to 1060 code for a protein of 286 amino acids. Lineage: Eukaryota; Viridiplantae; Streptophyta; Magnoliopsida; Asparagales; Orchidaceae. The transcript has 3 exons.